GCGCGGUGAACGCAAACGCGCGCGUCCAUGGAUACAUGCGUGCACGCGUCAAUGCGACUGCUUCGUCGCAGCCUAAAUUGGGUAACUACUUUGCAUAAAGAUCCGUUUUUGCCGCGAUUGUCUUUGUAAAGGAAUACACUAGUAAACUGCUAAAAUUUAAACUUGAGAUUUACACCGGGGCACAAAAGAUUUACACUGGGGCACAUGCCACAGUAAAAGGGGUCUAGCGACGCCCCUGGUCAGUGAUGAAGGGAGAUUCGGUUAUUCUACACACUGAUACUGUGAAACAGACAGAUGAUCUAAUUGUGUGGUAUUAUGGACCUGAAGACAUUGUUAUUGCAAGAAUCAAUGAAAAAGAAAAUAUCAUCAUGCUAUCUGAUGAUGAGAGAUUCAGAGACCGAGUGAUGAUGGAUGAUCAGACAGGAGAUCUCAUCAUCACAAACAUCACACAUGAACACACUGGCCUCUAUACACUUAAGAUCAGCAGAAACAAUGCAGUCUUUUAUAUAAAAUCAAAUGUUACUGUCUAUGCUCGUUUGCCCGUUCCUGUCAUCAGUAGAGUUUCUUCUCAAUGUUCUUCAUCUUCAGUCUCAAACUGUGUGGUGUUGUGUUCAGUGAUGAAUGUGAGAGAUGUGAGUCUGUCCUGGUACAAAGGAAACAGUUUAUUGUCCCUAAUCCAUAUGUAUGAUCUCAACAUCAGACUCUCUCUACCUCUGGAGGUUGAACAUCAGGACACAAACACAUACAGCUGUGUGGUGAGCAAUCCCAUCAGAAAACAAACUCAACAUCUCAAUAUCGCUCAACUUUGUAAGCCAUGUUCAGUUUCUCCUGAACGGACAUUCAGUAUACUUCCAUUUGUAUUUACUGUUAAGAUCUGGGUUUUCUGCAUCAUCAUCUUUCUCUACAUACGCAAAAGAAGAAAGCUCAUAAAGCAAGUCUCGUGAAACCAUUACAUGCUAAAGAACCUUUGACUAAAGAAAGAAGCAGAUACUUCAGCAGCAUAUAUUGCAGAUGCUUCAAGGUUUCUGAAAGGACAGCAAAAAGGCAACAGACUGACACUUAUACAUCUACCUACUGUCUUAAUACACUGCUCACAUUUGUAAGGUAUGGCAGUGCCAUAGCUGGAUCGUAUCUGAUACCUGAAUCGCUAUUAAAUAUGGACAGCGUGGGGGUUAUCUCUGGAUGUUAACAUCAUAGAGGCCAGAGCCAGGUCUGUUUCUAGACGGUUCAUGCAUUCCCUAAAAGUGUUGAUAACUCAAUGACCUCAGUUGGAUGUUUACAACUCCUCCAAAAGUUUGAAAGAGAGCAGAUAUGUUUUAAAAGGUUACAGCUGGCCCUAACAGAGACUGGAGACAUGUGGUUGACACAGAGAAGCAUAUUUGAUGAAACCCACAAAGAACUGUCCUUUUUUGUCUUUUUAAAUAACCUGUAUACUAUGAAUAUGGUAGUGUGUUCUAGCAUCAUGUAUUCAAACAUCUGAAUGAAUAACAACUUAAUGCUAGUUUAAACCAUUUAUAUUUGGGAUCAAACUGUUUGUCUUUUUAUUUCUUCUUCAGUGAUAAAUAUUAAAACCCUUUAUACUCUUUAUUCAAUAAUUUUGUAUUUUGCAAAUGGACCAGGCUAUACAGAGCUGUUAAUGGGACAAAUAAACUCUCACCUGCUCAACACUGAACAUUCUUAAAGGGGUCAUAUGAUGAAAAUGUUAGCAUUGCCACUUUGUAGGUGUGAGCAAAAACAGGUCAUUGAAAUUUGGCUUUCAUUAUGAUGUCAUAAGGAUAUCUUAUUAGAAUAAUACCGCCUCCUUAAUCUGAACUCUGAAAGAGAGAGAAAAGGACGACUUGACAGCACAAUUGAGUUUGAAUUACAACAAACCACCAUCAUUGUGAUCAGUGUUUGCACUUUAUCCGCUCAUUUGCAUUUUAAAAAACACACCCAAAACGACACAUUUUUGGACUUGACAGCACAAUAGAGUUUCAAUUACAAUAAACCACCAUCAUUGUGAUCAGUGUUUGCACUUCAUCCGCUCAUUUGCAUUUUAAAAAACACACCCAAAACGACACAUUUUUGCUCAAACCUACAAAGUGGCAAUGCUAACAUUUUCAUCAUAUGACCCCUUUAACACUCUGCUCAACAGAAUGUUAAAUUAAAUCUCCUGCAGUUUCCUUAACAUAACACUAGAGGUCUCUAUUACACAACGCUAGAUUGUAGUUGAAGGGAUCA
Paramisgurnus dabryanus is the source of this 2220-nucleotide messenger RNA. Its product is annotated as SLAM family member 9-like. Lineage: Eukaryota; Metazoa; Chordata; Actinopteri; Cypriniformes; Cobitidae. The record is from RefSeq and is a predicted model, not a curated record.